Molecule: messenger RNA, 2056 nt
Organism: Thamnophis sirtalis
Lineage: Eukaryota; Metazoa; Chordata; Lepidosauria; Squamata; Natricidae
Source: RefSeq, a predicted model, not a curated record
AUGGCUUUUGUGUCCUCAGAUCUCCAGAGCAAAGGGGAUGUCUUUGGUGAUGUCUUCUGGAAAGAAACAACUCUUGCCCAGUCGUGUGCGAAUGUAAGGGCUUUGACUUACUGUGACCUUCAUGUUAUUAAAAGGGAUGCCUUACAGAAAGUGCUGGAGUUCUACACAGCCUUUUCACAUUCUUUCUCCAGGAAUCUCAUCCUGACCUACAAUUUGCGAAAAAGGAUUGUAUUCCGGAAGAUCAGUGAUGUAAAACGAGAAGAAGAAGAGAGAAUGAAAAGGAAGAAUGAAGCCCCUUUGGUCUUGCCACCUGACCAUCCAGUCCGUCGGCUUUUCCAAAGAUUUCGGCAGCAGAAGGAAGCCCGACUAGCUGCAGAAAGAGGAGGCAGAGAAGAUCUUGAUGUUGAAAGGGGCAACAUUUUAGGAGAUCACACUUCCCACACAGUUGUCAAAGCCAGCAUUGUCACUGUAAGGGAAAGCCCUGCAACUCCAGUUGCCUAUCAGUCUGCUUCAACAUCAGGUAUCGGUAUAUCUGAUCAGGCGAAACUACAAGCUCCAGUUUCAGACUACGUUGGUGGGAAAGUAGCAGGAGAUUUUCCAAAGCGUAAAGGCUGGGCAAAAUUCAAAGAUGCUUGUGCCAAGGGAGAGGACUGGAACAAGGUUUCCAAAGCUGAAUCCAUGGAAACAUUGCCAGAAAGAACAAAAGCAACAGGUGAAGCUACUUUGAAGAAGACAGACUCUUGUGACAGUGGCAUCACAAAAAGUGACCUGCGCUUGGACAAUGUGGGGGAAACACGAAGUCCUCAGGAUCGAAGUCCCAUCCUUGCAGAAGUCAAACACUCUUUCUACCCUAUCCCUGAACAGACUCUCCAGGCAACUAUGCUGGAAGUGAAACAUGAAUUGAAGGAGGACAUCAAAGCUUUAAAUACAAAAAUGACCAAUAUAGAAAAACAGCUUGCUGAUAUAUUAAGGAUAUUAGCCUCUCGAAGAAGUUCUCAGACACCACAGGAGCUAUAUGAGAUAUCAAGACCCCAAUCUCCAGAAUCAGAAAAAGAUAUGUUUGGAGCAAGCUGAGUGGUUCUUUAAACUAGAGUGAUUUGAAUAUUCCUAAAAACACUAUCCAACACCCACUUAAUGUGUUUGAGGAAGUGAACAUUUAAUCUUUUUUUUGAUGAUCAUGAUUUGAGGGGCCAGCUUGUUAACCAUGCCCCUCUCUCUUAAUGGUACAGUGACAAGAAUUGCAACCUCAUGUCAAGAUGGCAGCUGACUCUGAAGUCUUUUUUGACAGCAAGGGUACAGUUUAUAAUGUUUUUCCUACUUCAUUCAUGCAUCGUUUUCCACUCAAAGUUAUUUUUGACAAAAACAAAACUAGUGAACUGAAGUUCAAGCAUUAGCUUCAUAUACAAUAUUUACUGAAUUUGUAGAAUCUCUUCAAAUGGAAUGUGUAAGACCCAAUUAUCCCUGAUCAUAAGAUAAUCCCUAUAGAAGGGCUCCUCAAAAAAAUGAAGACUCUUUGUGAAAACAUUGAUCCUUAUUGAGUGGGAAGAUUCACGUGGCUCUCUCAUGUGAGAUGUUAUUGUGUAUGUGUGGUGGAAGAGAUCUCCUCCACUCCUCUUUAAAAAUACUUAAAUUUUAGGCAAUUGGAUCAGGGAAGUUCAAUUGUGUCCUUUCCAAAUUUCAGGUUGCAAAAAUGUAUUUACAUUUCUUUAAUUUAUUGGUGGGUAGCUGAAUAAAUUCAUCCCUACCUUCAUCAGAAUUUUUAGGAAUUCCUGUUGUAGUAACCAAGAAAAGACCCAGAAAUGAGAUGACAUUUAUGGAAUUUGUUACCAAGAAUUUUAGUUUUUAAUUUCAGCUAUGAUUCAUAGCAGGCAUUAUCACUUACCACAUAGUUGGUAAUAUCUCUUUACAAAAAUAGCAUACAAAUUAACCAAGGAGCUCAGCUGUCCAAAGUAUUGAAGCUUUUUGAAACAAAAGCUUCUACUUAGAGUGGUAUUAAUGACAAGAAAAAUGGCCUUCUUGCUCACACUAAAUAUUUAUCACAUUUUGUAUUUACUUC